Molecule: messenger RNA, 2348 nt
Organism: Argentina anserina (silverweed cinquefoil)
Lineage: Eukaryota; Viridiplantae; Streptophyta; Magnoliopsida; Rosales; Rosaceae
Product: probable S-adenosylmethionine carrier 2, chloroplastic
Exons: 10
Coding region: 961-1722 (253 amino acids)
Cellular component (GO): mitochondrial inner membrane; chloroplast envelope
Molecular function (GO): S-adenosyl-L-methionine transmembrane transporter activity
Source: RefSeq, a predicted model, not a curated record
CCCCACUACUCUUAAACCCUAGGAAUUCUCUCCUCUCCGGCAAAUGAACCACACGACGUCGGAGACUCUGCUUUCAGCCGGAAAGCACCCAAUUUCAUCUUCAAGCUACUCUUAUUUUGGGAGAUUCUAUAUUCUGAAAGGGGCUUGAGAAAAAUGGCUAGGCGGAAUAGUCCACCGAAGAAUGAUCAACCUUCAAUCAAAGACCGGUGGUACCCAAUUGGUCAGGUGUCCUCUGAGCUUGGUAGUUCUGUUCGUGAAAGAUCUGCUGGCACAGUUUCUCGUAAAAUUAAUGAGCAAGGGAAUAGGAAACCACAACACAAGUCUCCUGAGGUUUUGAGCACUACUGAGCUCAUCUCAGCAGUUGGCCAAAUAUGGGAUUUUGCAAGUCGUCCUCUUGGAUUCAUCCAACCCAGGCUUAUCCAAAUGACAUUCAAAGUAGUUGUGAGAAAGAGAUUGUCUUAUCUGGUCUGGAUGGGGAAGGUUUUAUCUCAGGGUAUUCUGUUAAUUUAAUGGAUUAUGAUAAGACUCCAACGAUGCCGCAACCAAGUUUAGAUCUAAAGAAGAUAAGCCAAAAUAUGUCAGUAUUUGGCCAUUGCUGUAAAAGUUACUAUCAGGCGUCAUUCUGGAGGUUAUUGGAUUGUAGUGCUAAUGUGCCUAAAGAUUCUGGGAAGGGAAAUGGACUUGCAAGUUUAGAAGUCCCACACUAAUUGCGAUGUAUGUAUGGAUGGAUGAAUAAUGUGAUUUCUUCUGGGGCAAACCGCUCAAUCAAAGUUACCAGAACUGACCAGUUUUGCAUGCCAGGAGAAACAACUAGAGUUGCUGGCGACUUGACUAGAGAUGCUGUGGAUGACCCUGCUCCAUUUAAAUAUUGCAACUCAUACAAGGAUGAUGAUGGAAAAUUGGAGAUCAAUACAAGAACGUCUCUGUAUUCAGACUAUUUCCUCGUAGCGGGUCAGGCAGAUGUCAUUACUUCAACCGCCCCAUGUACUAAUCUUCAUGCGGAUUAUCAUAGACUCGUUAAUUUCAUGUGGUAAAGGAUUGAUAGAAUGUCCUAAAAUAGAUGAUCAUGACCUACUUGACAACAAAAAUAAUCAGCCAGAACAAUUUGUUAUCCAGGAUGGAUGCAAGGUGCAGCCCUGUGCAUCAGCACAUGAUAAGCCUCAGAUUGCUCUUGCCAAACAAGAGCAUGCCUUUGCAGGUGCAUUGUCUGGAAUUUUCGUUAGCAUUUGUCUUCAUCCGGUGGAUACAAUCAAGACAGUAAUUCAAUCUUGCCGGGCCAAGCAAAAAUCUAUAUGGUACAUUGGAAAAUCAAUUGUGUCUGAUAGAGGCUUAACUGGACUCUAUCGUGGUAUUGCUACCAAUGUUGCGUCUUCAGCUCCAAUUUCUGCAGUUUAUACUUUCACAUAUGAAUCAAUGAAAGGAGCUUUGCUUCCUUUAUUUCCAAUGGAGUACUAUUCUGUUGCCCAUUGUGUAUCAAGUGGCUGUGCAAGCAUUGCUACUUCCUUUAUCUUUACUCCAAGUGAAUGUAUAAAGCAGCAGAUGCAAGUUGGUUCAUGGUAUCACAAUUGCUGGAAUGCUCUGGUUGGCAUCAUCCAGAAGGGCGGUUUAACUUCAUUAUAUUCUGGAUGGGGAGCUGUACUUUGCAGGAACGUUCGACACUCAAUUGUUAAGUUCUACACAUAUGAGCUUGAAGAAAUUAUUGCUAUCUUCAGAAGAUUCUAGCAAUUACCCUAACACAUUACAAACACUAGUUUGUGGAGGACUGGCUGGAUCUACUGCUGCAUUAUUCACAACUCCGUUUGAUGUUGUGAAAACAAGAUUGCAGACGAAGAAAUAUGUCCCAGCCAUUAAGUAAUGAGAGGCCUGCCAGAUUCCAGGGUCUGUGAGCCAGUAUAACAGUGUGAUUCACGCACUUCAGGAAAUAGGAAAGACAGAAGGCCUGAAAGGCCUAUACAGGGGAUUGACUCCAAGAUUGGUUAUGUAUAUGUCUUAAGGAGCCCUCUUCUUUGGAUCAUAUGAAUUUUUCAAGAGAUCCUUUAGUUUGGUGAAGCAAUAAUCUGAUGCUCAAAGAAUCCAAUAUCAACAAAACAUGGAAGAUGAUUCAGUAACACUCCCAACUUCCGCACCAUCGUCACCACCACGACUGCAGAGUCUACAUACAUGAGAUACAAAUUUUGUAUUUUAGUGUGAAAGGGCAGAAGAAAAUGAGAAGCAAAAGUAGGAUUUGACAGUUCAGGAGAGAAAAAGAUGAUACUCAGUAUAGGUGCUAGUGUGUAGUGUGUACCAUUCUGUAUCAUAAUGAUGUUGGAUCUUUAGUACUGAAUACAAUUGAGAAGCAUCCGUUCGUG